This is a messenger RNA of Dibothriocephalus latus, 222 nucleotides long. Lineage: Eukaryota; Metazoa; Platyhelminthes; Cestoda; Diphyllobothriidea; Diphyllobothriidae. The record is from the annotation of a GenBank genome assembly.
AUGGAUGCUCUAAUUGUGAAGAUAAGCGAAUCGGAUGCGGACUCUCAAGCCAUCAUAGCUUCAAUUACGACCCCCUGCAGUGAUCACCAGCGUUGCCCACUGUGGUGCACAGGUGGUCGCGUGGCCACUACGCUUGGUGUGCCUGCACAACUCUUAUCUAUGGUUGUCUCUGAUGAAAGAUUCGGUGAGAAUCCCAAACGUGAGGCCGAAACCAGCAUAUGA